GACGCUGUUUCUUGCUUCUUAAAAAGGAAAAUUGAUGGGCAGCCCGUAGGCUCCGCCUAUAAUGGACGUCCUCUUAAAAGCAGUGCGUGACGUUAUCGCUAGGCGACUCCAUCUUUGUCAGUGAACAAAAUGGCGCCGUACUAUGUCCUAGUCGGUCGGUUGCAGCAAGCCUUGAAUAAAUGUGUACGGAGGUACCAUGUCACUCCCUCCCUGUGCCAGAGGGCCAAUGUGGCUAUGAGCCAAUUUGAGCCCAGUGAAUAUGUAAAGUAUGAAUUGCUUGAAAAAAACAUCAACAUUGUGAGAAAACGAUUGGACCGUCCCCUCACCCUCUCAGAGAAGAUUGUAUACGGCCACUUAGAUGACCCUGUCAAGCAAGAGAUUGAGCGAGGCAAGACAUACCUACGUCUGCGGCCAGACCGUGUGGCCAUGCAAGAUGCCACUGCUCAGAUGGCAAUGCUGCAGUUCAUCAGCAGUGGGUUGCCCAAAGUGGCUGUGCCCUCAACCAUUCACUGUGAUCACCUUAUUGAAGCACAGCAAGGUGGUGACAAAGAUCUCCGAAGAGCAAAGGAUAUUAAUCAAGAGGUAUACAACUUCCUAGCUACAGCAGGUGCCAAAUAUGGAGUGGGCUUCUGGAAACCUGGAUCAGGAAUCAUUCACCAGAUCAUCCUGGAGAACUACUCCUAUCCUGGUGUUAUGAUUAUUGGUACAGAUUCCCAUACCCCCAAUGGUGGUGGCUUAGGUGGAAUCUGUAUUGGAGUUGGUGGAGCUGAUGCUGUUGAUGUGAUGGCAGGAAUCCCUUGGGAGCUUAAAUGUCCAAAGGUAAUUGGUGUAAAACUAACUGGUGAGCUGUCUGGCUGGACCUCUCCUAAAGAUGUGAUUCUGAAAGUAGCUGGCAUCCUUACAGUGAAAGGUGGUACAGGAGCUAUCAUAGAAUACCAUGGACCAGGCAUAGACUCCAUUUCUUGCACAGGAAUGGCAACUAUCUGCAACAUGGGGGCAGAAAUUGGUGCCACCACUUCGAUCUUCCCUUAUAAUCAUCGGAUGAAGAAAUAUUUGUCCAAGACUAGACGGGCUGACAUUGCUAAUCUAGCAGAAGAAUUUCAGGAGCACUUGAAGCCUGAUCCUGGCUGUUCUUAUGAUCAACUGGUUGAAAUUAACCUAAGUGAGCUGAAACCCCUUAUCAAUGGGCCUUUUACUCCAGAUCUGGCACACACUGUACAAGAAAUUGGCUCUGUGGCAGAAAAGAAGGGCUGGCCAGUGGAUAUUAAAGUAGGUCUGAUUGGUAGCUGCACCAAUUCAAGCUAUGAGGACAUGGGGCGUUCCACUGCCGUGGCAAAACAAGCACUUGCUCAUGGGGUUAAAUGCAAAUCUCAGUUCACCAUCACUCCUGGCUCAGAGCAGAUCCGGGCCACUAUUGAAAGGGAUGGCUAUGCACAAGUGUUACGGGAUGUUGGUGGAGUGGUUCUUGCCAAUGCUUGUGGACCAUGUAUAGGCCAGUGGGACAGAAAAGAUACCAAAAAGGGAGAGAAGAAUACAAUUGUUACAUCUUACAACAGAAACUUCACUGGUCGCAAUGAUGCCAAUCCAGAAACUCAUGCCUUUGUGACGUCCCCAGAGAUUGUAACAGCUCUGUCUCUUGCUGGUACCCUGAAAUUUAAUCCAGAGGUAGACUAUCUGACAGGAACGGAUGGCAAGAAGUUCAGACUAGAGGCCCCUGAUGCUGAUGAGCUGCCCAAAUUGGAAUUUGAUCCAGGUCAGGACACUUAUCAGUACCCCCCGAAGGAUGGCAGUAACCAGCAUGUGGAUGUGAGCCCCACCAGUCAGCGCUUGCAGCUCCUUGAGCCCUUUGACAAAUGGGAUGGCAAGGACCUGGAAGACAUGCUGAUCCUCAUAAAGGUGAAAGGGAAGUGUACUACUGACCACAUCUCAGCAGCAGGUCCAUGGCUAAAAUUCCGUGGCCAUCUGGACAACAUUUCAAACAACUUACUGAUUGGAGCCAUCAACAUUGAGAAUGAAAAGGCCAACUCAGUAAGGAAUGCAUUAACCCAGGAAUUUGGGCCUGUUCCUGACACAGCACGUUACUACAAGAAACAUGGUGUUAAGUGGGUGGUGGUUGGUGAUGAAAACUAUGGUGAAGGCUCAAGUCGGGAACAUGCUGCUUUGGAACCACGGCAUCUAGGAGGAAGAGCCAUCAUUGUCAAGAGUUUUGCAAGGAUUCAUGAAACCAAUCUGAAGAAGCAAGGUCUCCUACCACUGACUUUUGCUGAUCCAGCUGAUUAUGACAAGAUCCACCCAGUGGACAAACUGAGUAUUGUGGGUCUAAAAGAUUUUGCUCCUGGGAAGCCCCUGAAAUGCGUUAUCAAACAUCCUAAUGGGAGCCAAGAAACAAUUAUUCUGAAUCACACCUUCAACGAGACUCAAAUUGAGUGGUUCCAAGCUGGUAGUGCACUCAACAGAAUGAAAGAGCUGCAGAAGCACUGAACCCACAAACACGCACAUCCAGUGGACUUGAUGACUGUCUCCAUAAAAGUGCAAUUCCACAAAAAAUUUUGGGAAUAAAUGUCUGUGAUCAAAUGUAAUGGUAGCUUCCUCUUUGUUACAGUGCUCACUUGCUGACACUAAUAGGAGUACUGUCAUUUUUUUUUCAUUAUCAGGUUCCAGCUUUCAUAGUUGCCUAUGGUUGAUGCAUUUCAGUUGUCCCAUAGUGCUUUGUAUGUAUUCGGUGAUGGCAAAAGAAAGGAAUAUUGAACGAUGAUUGUUCUUGUGGAAAAUGAAAUAAAGAUUGUGACUGACA
Messenger RNA from Pogona vitticeps (central bearded dragon), 2794 nucleotides. It is a transcript of the gene ACO2, whose product is annotated as aconitase 2. Gene Ontology annotation, cellular component: mitochondrion; cytosol. NCBI's taxonomy places the organism in Eukaryota, Metazoa, Chordata, Lepidosauria, Squamata, Agamidae. The record is from RefSeq and is a predicted model, not a curated record. Gene Ontology annotation, biological process: tricarboxylic acid cycle. Gene Ontology annotation, molecular function: 4 iron, 4 sulfur cluster binding; aconitate hydratase activity.